This is a messenger RNA of Pocillopora meandrina, 1035 nucleotides long. Lineage: Eukaryota; Metazoa; Cnidaria; Anthozoa; Scleractinia; Pocilloporidae. The record is from the annotation of a GenBank genome assembly.
AUGGAAAACGGUGCAAUAUCUGACAGUCAAAUUAGCGCUUCUUCCCAAUGGGACAGCAGUCUUAGCCCCAAAAAUGGCAGACUACAUCAUGAACAAGGCCCCGAAAAAGGAGGAGCCUGGUCAGCGAGGACAAAUGAUGAUAAACAGUGGCUGCAGAUUGAUCUAAGAGAUCAACAGACCAAAGUUACUCGUGUAGGAACGCAGGGAAGGAAUAUAAAUUUUCAGUGGGUUACAAAGUACAAACUGCAGUAUGGUAAUGAUGAAGGAAGCUUGCAAUAUUUCAAGGAAGAAGGACAAAGUGCCGAUAAAGUAAGAUUGCAAAUUUCAUGCGAAUGUUCUCAGAACGUAUACUUCCAUAAAUUUGUUCGUGCAUGCGUCUUUUCGCCAGAGUAAUUAAAAUAAUUUUUAAAAUGUGUAUAAAAAGAAAGAUUACCAAGUGGACCACAUGUACAUAAGGUUUUGAUACCCUUAGCAAGAUCAGUUGGAAGCAUGAAUGAACCGAGCGUAUUUGACAGCUUAACUAGAGGAAAAGCUCUCAAAAAGAGAGUUAAUUCCUCUUGUUAACCCCUUAACACCCAGAAGUGAUCAACACUUAACUUCUCUCCUUAAUAUCCAUACAUUAUCCAUCAAGCAGUUCAAGAGAAUACUCAGACAAACUUAUCAGAUAUGAGUUUUUUAUCAUGAUAUGACACCAAAUUCUCAUAAUUGUUAUUUACAUGGAAAUGUAUUGCAGCUAUUAGGGAGAAUCACCAAUCAGAUCUUGGGAGUUAGAGUGUUGAUCAAAACUGGCAGGUCUAAGCUGCCAAUUCUUGAAUUUUAUCCACUAUCAGUAAAUAUUUUCAAGGGUUGAUUUAUUAUUAAUUCUUAAUUUAUCCUAUUAAGGAGUUUAAUGGAAACACGGACAAAGACACCGUUGUGGUAAACGUUUUAAUCCCACCAGUCACUGCGCGCUACAUUCGUUUCCGACCGGUAGCUUGGAAUGGCCAUAUUUCAAUGAGAGCAGAGCUGUACGGCUGUCAUAGAGGUAAACGAAAA